AUGGUGUUCUCAAGAACUGCAUCAGAUGUUCUGCUGCAUGAAAACACAGAUUCCCAAUUUGUGGCCCCAGUAAAACCAGGGUUCCUCUCUCUUCUGGAGUUGCAAAAAACCGGGCGUUUGUGGAACAGCAUCCAAACACAGGAAGACGAGGUGCCAACAAGCACUGGGGACUGGGAACGACCGGCCAGACGGCGUUGCCUCAGCCUCCACUUUGGCGGAGCGAUAUCGAGCACCGUCGCUCACUCCCCCUCGGUUAAGCUGCUUCCCCAGAUAAGACGCUCUGAGAGUAGGGCAGCAAAACGGCGCGGGCGGGCAACACGGCGCCGUCCCACACAGCGUCGCCGCACGGAGGCACCGCCCCGGCCCCCGCUGAGGCGCACCCCGCCCGCCCAGGAGCAGGGCGGGCCGGGGGCGGGCCGCGGGGCCGCACCGAGCCCCGCACCGGAGCAGGGCGCUGACGCCGCCGGAGCGCAGCCUCCUCCCCCAUCCGCUGCGAGCGGCGCCCGCGCUGCCACAUCGGCACGGCCGCUCCGCCAGGCGCUUCCCGGAGCAGAGCGGGAGCCCCCGCGUGCCGGGAGAUGGAGCUCCGCUGCCGCGCUUGCUGCCACCGCCGCUGCCGCCCGCCGGGACCCGCGCUCCGCCAGGGCCGCCGCUGCGAUUGCCGGGCCGGGCAGCGCGGCGCCGCCGCCUAACGCCGCAGCCGAGGGGGAGGCCCUCCGCCCGCAGAGCCCCCUCCUUCCCGCCCUCCCGCCGCCGCUUCCCCGCCCCCGCCCGGCGCGGCCGGGCUCCGCCGCCCGGAGCGGGCCAUGGCGAGGCGAUGAGGGAGCGGCCGCCCCUGCCCGCAGGCUGCGAGGGGAGGCGGGGAGCGACGGGGCCGGGCGGCUCGGGGGGAUGUGGGGUGCGGGGGCCGCGGCGCUACAGCUGCUGUCCCGGGCCGUGAGGCAGGGUGCCCGGCAGGAGCUGGGCCGCUGGCUGUCCCGGGCGGCCGGCACGGCGGCGGGAGGCGGCGGCGACCCCGGCGGCUUCGUCCCGGCGGAGGCCGGCGGGCUGCUGCUGGGGCCCUACGCGGAGCAGGGCGGGCUGCCGCCGGCAGAGCUGCUGCUGUGCCCGCUGCCCGAGGCGGGCGGCGGCGGGCCCGGGCUGACCGAGGCCCGCGGCUGGCGCUGCUCCUGCUGCCUGCUGGGCACCUGCUGGUGCAAGAGCUGCCUUAGCGUGUGCGUCCUGGCGGCCCUGUGCUUCGCCUCGCUGGCCCUGGUGCGCCAGUACCUGCGCGACCUGCUCCUGUGGGCGGAGAGCCUGGACAGCCUUGCCGGCGUGCUGCUCUUCACCGUGGGCUUCAUCGUCGUGUCGUUCCCCUGCGGCUGGGGCUACAUCCUGCUCAACGUGGCCGCCGGCUACCUCUAUGGCUUCGUGCUGGGCAUGGGGCUGAUGGUGCUGGGCGUCCUCGUCGGCACCUUCGUGGCGCACGUGGCCUGCCGGCGGCUGCUGGCCCGCUGGGCGCUGGACAGGAUCCAGAGCAGCACGACGCUCAGCGCCGUCGUCCGCGUGGUGGAGGGCGGCAGCGGGCUCAAGGUGGUGGCCCUGGCGCGCCUGACGCCCAUCCCCUUCGGGCUGCAGAACGCUGUCUUCGCGGUUACAGAUCUGUCGCUGCCCAACUACCUGAUGGCUUCUUCAGUUGGGCUGCUUCCUACUCAGCUCCUGAACUCAUACUUGGGAACUACCUUGCGCACCAUGGAGGACGUGAUCGCAGAACAAAGUGUUAGUGGCUAUUUUAUAUUCAGUUUACAGAUUGUUAUAAGCAUAGGACUUAUGUUUUAUGUUGUUCACCGAGCUCAAGUGGAACUGAAUGCAGCUAUUGUAGCGUGUGAGAUGGAGAUGAAGACAUCUCUUGUUAAAGACUGCCAGCCCAGCAUCAGCGGUUCGACAACAUACUGCAACAAAAGGACAGUAGCGUUCUCUGGGGGAGGUGUCAAUAUUGUGUGAUUUCAAGUAUUAAUAAAAUAAGGUUUUUGUGAACCUAAGCUAUUGCCUAGAAAUGUCUAUGGACAAUUCAACUAGCUUUUAAAAUGAUAUUUCAAAUGGUUACAGGUUGUACUAUGGCACAAACCAACUGACCAGCUCUUGAAUUGCACACGGGGUGACUUCUGGCAAGAAAAAUAACACGGUGAAGUAACUUGAGAUGUAAAUGCAAGUUUGGCUGCACCUUUGGUCAUUUAUUAUGCCUAUCAGGCCUGUAGUCUGCACUUUAGUUUUUGUUUUUUUUUUUUCCUUUGUUCCUAUAAACAGAAAAAUGCUUCUAUAAACUGAGAAAAGUAGCACAGAGGUAAAUAUUUUUCUGCUUAGCAUUAUUUAUAAGGCUGAAUAAUUAUAUGCAGUAGAACUUUAUUACUGAUAAAGAUGAAUGAGAAAGUAUGCAGUUCGAUGUACAGUAUUCUUGAAUGUGCUUUUGCUUCCAGACCUUGGAGUGUAUUAUUUUGGUAACGAUGGGACCAUUUGGCUUUUCCUUCAUUUUUGAUUUCAGGGGUUGAGGGUGGGGAGAGAACCCUAUAUAAAUUUUUGGUUGAAUGUAUUUUUGUAAGUCACUGAAAACGUUGUAGAGCCAUGCAUAUGUAGUCACACAAGCUUAAAUCCUACAUGGUGGGACUGAAGUGCUCUUAAAUAACAUUUUAAGUUACACUGUGUAAUAUGCAAAGUAAAAGGGAAAGUGCAGAUGUUAUAAUAGAUUGCAGUGAAGGAGCUUCUGUUUGAAGGAAACUUCAAGAAUUAACCAACUGUUGCAUUGGUUUUACCAUCGUGGUGAUUGUAACAAAGGGCUGUUCCAUGUUAAUCCUAUUUAUAAAUAGUUUAAUUGGAAUGGUGUUUUUCAGCUCACAUGCCUGCAUAUAAUAAGGCUUCCAGACCAGGGAGCUAAAUCUCUCCCUCAAAUACAAAAUGAGAUACUAGCAGACUAAUCUUACAUGAACGUGGCCUUUAUUUUGUAAGUGAAUCCCUCCCUCCCUUUAAAAAGCUUUAAAAAUCAGUUGAUGUGUUUUUUUUUUUCUACAAGUUUUACAUUUUUUUAAAGAUGCAAUCUAUUAUAAAUUUCAUCAGAGUGAAGAAAUGAAAACUAGGGGUUUUCUUUGGAAAAAUAAGUAGUAAUGUUUCUGAGGCUCAGGAAUUCUGACUCCAUUUUUGCAAGACAACACUGUAUUAGAUAACGCUCCUUUUACAUGUGCUAUGGACUGUUUUUUCACUGCAUUUGAACAGACUAGAUAACCUGAUAGUAUUUUGUGUGCGUAUGUGUGUGUAUGUUUGUGCAGGUAAAAGGAAAACAACAGCACCUGAAGGUGACCUCUUGUAUGUGUGUUUCCCGUAGAUACACAUGCCAACAUUCAAUUGCUCAAACACCCACAAGUCAUCUGGUACAAAAACAAUGCAAUGUAUUGCUUAUUUUGUAUUUAUUUUGUGUAAGAUUUAUAGGAUGCUUUCAGUCUUCAAGACUGUGUUAUUUUCUAACAGAACACGACUGUGCCUCCUUUUUUGUAAGGCUGUUUGUAGGGUCCGAGCAUUCUUGUCUUGUGGCAUAUAGCAGGAGAGCAGCAAGUCUUCAAGGUAGUUGGGAAGCAGAGAUUUGAUGGCCUUUGGCAGUCUUACUGCGAGGAUGUAAGGUAACUCGACAGCCGAGCAAUCCUUGGUAGUGAAGUUCAGUUUUGCUCUUCAAAUGCUUAUCCUUUGUGGACGGCUGUUUGUGGGUCUUGUGACCUAAGGAACCAAACGAGUUGCGUAACGAUGUUCAGAUUGUCUCCUCUUUAAUCAUUUUUAUUUCGUUUGUUUGUUCUUUUUGAAGGCAAUCUGCAUAUACCUGGAAGUGUUCAUUUACACAUCUCUGCCUCUGACAGCUCCUGUGUGAAAACAAGAGAGCCAGAUUACUUUUUGAUGGCGUUAUUUGUCAUCGUGGUAUGAUUGAGCCCUUCCUGAACUAAACAGUUAAAAUGUGUUUUAUUUCUUGAAACAGAACGAUCCUUGAAUAAAUGUUCCGAACUUUGCUCUAUCUUGCUAAAUCAACAAUAGUGUUUUCAAGAGGUUAUCUCUUCUUUUUCUUUUUUUUUUUUUUAAACUAACUUAAGGUUGUGUUGUUUAUUGAAGAACAUUUCCCAAAUAUGUAUUUUGAAGUGCUUUUAUUUCCAUGACACUUUGUAACCAGAGUAACUUCACUAUAUGAACACUUUUGUAGUAUGGAAAUAGUUCUUAAACCUUUUGCAUUUUGCUUGAUACUUGUAAAAUUUGUGUACAAGUCAAUGGGAAAUGUGCAUUAAAAGGAACUUUUCUGUA
Molecule: messenger RNA, 4311 nt
Organism: Lagopus muta (rock ptarmigan)
Lineage: Eukaryota; Metazoa; Chordata; Aves; Galliformes; Phasianidae
Gene: TMEM64
Product: transmembrane protein 64
Source: RefSeq, a predicted model, not a curated record